Molecule: messenger RNA, 7847 nt
Organism: Nymphalis io (European peacock)
Lineage: Eukaryota; Metazoa; Arthropoda; Insecta; Lepidoptera; Nymphalidae
Gene: Slik
Product: serine/threonine-protein kinase 10
Exons: 28
Coding region: 516-5600 (1694 amino acids)
Biological process (GO): protein phosphorylation
Molecular function (GO): protein serine/threonine kinase activity; ATP binding
Source: RefSeq, a predicted model, not a curated record
CAAAAUGGCGUCUUUCACAGGAUAGUACAUUUAUCCGCCGCACACGGGAUAGUAUUAGAAAAUAUAGUGGAUUGACUUUUUGUUUGUGCUGAAACUGUUUGUGAACGGAUACUCAGUGUUUUUGUGUUAAUUUAUUUACAACGUACAACCUGGAAUUACAUUUCUACGUUUCCAAGUUUCCGCAAGCGUGGUUGUCCUCCCUCCCGAUUUCAACGGAGUCCUAAGCCGAGGUCCGACCUCACAGGAAGCACCCUGGACGCCCGUCUCUCUUGAGCCCAGUGUGGCUCCCAACAUCCGGCUGAGUUCAACUCGCCCAUCCCGCCCGGUGACGAUGUAGAGGCCAGUAAGGCCAACAGUACUAGACAAUCCGAAAAAAAAGCAUGGUUGAGUGACCGAACAGAAACGGUGGUAGUUUCUAGUUUGACAAUCAUUAAAUACAGCAGAGGUUCGGCGUCAGGAUGAGUAAAGACGGUUGAGACGUCCGCGCGUCGGCUCACGGCGCGCACACCAACAACAUGUCUUUUUUUAAUAAUCUAAAAAAGGUGCUGCACCUGGGCGGCGGCAAUGACGCCAAGAAAAAGAAAGUGUUCAGCAACAUACGGGACAAUUGUGAUCCAGGCGAGAAUUGGGACAUGGUCGGCGAGCUUGGCGAUGGCGCUUUUGGAAAGGUAUACAAAGCGCAGCACAAGACGACGGGUCAGCUCGCCGCGGCAAAGAUGUGCGUCCUCGACAACGAGGACGAUCUCGCAGACUUCACGGUCGAGAUCGAGAUCCUCUCCGAAGUACGGCAUCCGAACGUGGUCGAACUGCACGAGGCGUACUUCAUCGACAACAAGCUGUGGAUGCUCCUCGAGUACUGCGACGGCGGGGCCCUGGACUCGGUGAUGUCGGAGCUCGAGAAGGGCCUGAACGAGGCGCAGAUCGCGUACGUGUGUCGCGAGAUGUGUCGCGGGCUGCAGUUCCUACACUCGCGCCGCGUCAUACAUCGGGACCUGAAGGCGGGCAACGUGCUGGCCACCAUGGUGGGGGGCGUCAAGCUCGCUGAUUUCGGCGUGUCGGCGAAGAACAAGUCGACGUUACAGAAGCACGACACGUUCAUCGGCACGCCGUACUGGAUGGCGCCCGAGGUGGUGCUCUGCGAGACCUUCCGCGACCACCCCUACGACUUUAAGGUGGACAUCUGGUCGCUAGGUAUUACGCUGAUAGAAUUCGCACAGAUGGAACCGCCCAAUCACGAGAUGACACCGAUGAGGGUCCUCUUGAAGAUACAGAAGAGUGACCCGCCGAGCCUGGACCAGCCGUCCCUCUGGAGUAAAGCAUUUAACGACUUCAUAGCGAAGGCUCUUGUGAAAGACCCAGAAAAGAGGCCGACGGCCACCGAUCUCCUGAAGCACGAGUUCGUCUCCGGCGACCUCGACUCGAAGUCGCUCCGUGACCUCUUACUCGAGUACCGCGCAGAGGUGGUCGAGGAGGAACUUUUGGACGACGAUUCGGAGGAGCACCGCAGCUCCCAGAUGCAUGUGGACAUGGAAGAUGACUCCACCUCGGUGAGGUCGGGCGACACACCGGACAUCAAGAUGUCGGAGACGGAGGGCCGCGCGCCGCCCUCCCCGCGCGCCGCGUCGCCCGCCGCCCCCGCGCCCCCCGCGCCCGCGCCCCCCGCGCCCGCCGCGCCCGCCAAGCGCGCGCUGCCCGACGACGCGCCGCCCGCUGACAGGCGACCGCCGGCACCAAAGAAAGAGAAAGGUCCCGCGCCCCCUCCCCCCGGCGCCACCUCGCCCCCCUCGCCGCCCUCACCGGGUCCCCCUUCCCCCGCCCCGCCCGCCGCGCGUGCCGUCCGCAAGCCGCCCGCGCCGCCGCCCCCCGCCGUCACUCCCACCACGCCCUCGACGCCCACCACCGUUCCCUCUACGCCCCCCACGCCCUCGGCCGUGGCCGGACGCAUCGUGGAGCAGGUAUGUCGCGAAGCAGAAAAGGCGGUCGAAGAAAAAUCAGAGACAACAGAAACAAAAGAAUUUAAUGAUAAGGACGCGAAACCAAAGCCCGAACAUAGAUUAGCUGCCCCCGACCCCGCAGACGACAGACAGGCGACCGUCAACGGAACGAAUGCACACGACAAACUAAACGAAGAACUCAACAGCAGUCCAAGCGUUAACAAGACGAAAAAAGUCAUAGAGAUCAAGAGAACGAGCCUCGAGAUAAACGAGACCACGACCGAAGUGAACAGGUCGAGCCUCGCUAUCAACAAAGUGGAGGUUGAACCGAGUCGGACGAGUGAUGUCACCAAAACAAGCCUCGACGUCAGGAGCGUCAACAAAACAGACAUUAACAACACCAGUGCCAAAACGAGCCCGGAGAAGAACAAGGCAAAGGUCGAAGUUAGAAAGAGCGCAGACGACGUCAGAAUCAACGAUGACGUCAAAGUCAAAGAAACGAACAGAAGGAGUGCCGAUAUCAGCAAGUUGAACGCGGAAAUUAGUAAAUCAAGCGUCGAGAUAAAUAAGAACAAAGAUGUCAAACCGGAAAUCCGCUCGAUAGCGGAGAUUAUCAGAAACGAUAAAAAGGAACGCUCCAGAUCGAGCUCCACCGAGGAGAUAGGCGAUACGAAGCGAGUCAGCGCCGAAGUCAGCCGCAUCGAGUCGAGGUCGCGCUCCGUGGACGACAAGGACAGGUGCAGCGUUGAAGUUAAACGCGUGAGUAAAGACUACUCGAGGUCGAGCUCGAUCGAGGAGAAGGAGGUGGAGAAGACGAGAAAGGUCGAGAUCAGACCGGUCACGCCGGCGGCGGUGACAGUGGUAGCGGUGAGCGCGGAGCCCAACUCGCUGGCGGCGGCGCCCGUGGGACUGGUGACCGUCACCACCACGCACCCGCCAGUUCUUAACACAGCCGCACCGCUGCCCCACAACGCGGUGACCAUAUCGACGACGCCGCCCAUGGACGAGGUGGUCGUGGUCCGCGCCGGCUCCUCCUCCGACGACGACGCCUUCGCCCCCUCCUCGCUCGACUCUCUCGACUGCACCACCUGCUACAACGGUAAUGAAAAGAGUCGCGGCAGGCGACUGGAUAGUAGUGAAGUGCUGAUACUGAGCCCCGGAGCCGGCGACUCGGGAGUAUUCGAUGACAGUCAACAAAAUCAUCUCAAUCUCGACACGUCGCACGUGUCGGUGGUGACGGUGGGCGAGGAGGUGCGCGUGCGCGACUCCGCCAGCGCCGCGCCGCGCCUCAGCCCCGACAGCUUCGAGAGCGGUCGAUCGCAGUCGGACAGCGGCUCGGUCGCCUCGGAACGGUCGCGGCGCGGCGACGCGGACUCGCUGGCCACCACCGCGACCACGGCCACCACCACGAGCGCUACCAGCGCUUCGCCCGACUCACACCACCUGCUCAACGGCGCCGCUAGAGUGAAUUCGGAUAAUCAAGAUACGGAAGAGGUGGUGUUGAGGCGAAAACCACAAGACGGACAACCGAACAGGAUACAAAGGUCCAAAGAAGACAUUCACAUGGCUAAUCUUAAGAAAAAGACGCGGAAACGGACGAGAAAGUUCGAGAUCGAUGGCGUCAUUGUCACCACCACAACUUCCAAGGUUAUUUGGGGCGACGAAGAAAGCGGUCGCACGUGGGACGACCACGCGCUGCGCAAGCAGGAGCUACGCGAAAUCAAGAUGCUACAGAAACAGGAGCAGAAGCAGUUCCAGGACCUCAACGCGAAGGAGCACCAACUCAGGGAUCAGCAGGACAAAAGGUUCGAGGCGGAGUUGGCGUCUUUGUCACGCGCGCACGAAGCGGACUUGGACACGCUGGCGCGUGCGCAGCGAGCGGCCGCAGAGAGAGCAGAGCAGCAGCUCGAGACUGAGCUGCGGCAGCACGCCAAACGAUUGCGUGCAGAACACGAACGUGACCUGCGACACUUCCGCGAUACACUCAAGCAGGAACUGCGUCUGCUCAAGCAGGAGGUGGAGCUGGUGGCCAAGGAGCGGCGCAAGGAGGCGUACCGCUCGCGCCGCACGCGGCUGGACGCCGAGCACGCGUCGCGCGAGCGCGCCUUCGUGGCCGCGCUGGCCGACGCGGGCGACGCCGUGCUGCGCCGCGUGCACGACAAGCACCGCGAGCGCCAGGCGCUGGCCGACCGCCAGUACCUGCAGCAGCGCCACCAGAUCAUGCGCACGCGCGAGGCCGCGCUCUGGGAGCUCGAGGAGAAGCAGAUCCACGAGCGGCACCAGCUCGCCAAGAGGCAGCUCAAGGACGAGUUCCUUCUCCGUCGGCACCAGAUGCUCGUGAGGCACGACAAGGAGCUGGAGCAGAUUAAACGGAAGAACAGCCGCAAGGAGGAGGAGCUGGCGAAGUGCCAGGCGCUGGAGAAGCGUUCGCUCCCGAAGCGCAUCCGGGCGGAGCAGAAGGCGCGCGAGAUGAUGUUCCGCGAGUCGCUGCGCAUCGGGGCCGCGCCCUCCGCGCACGAGGACGACCGCGAGCGACUCAAGAAGUUCCAAGAGAACGAAAAACGUCGCUACCGAGCUGAGCAACAACGUCUGGCCACCAAACACGCCAAGGCGCGAGAGGAGCUCAAGGCGGCCGGCGAGGCUCUACUCCGCGAAUUGGAACAAUAUCAGAACGAAAAGCGCAAGGCGUUGAUGAAUCACGAGAGUGGCAAGGUGAAGGCCAUCGAGGAGAGAUACGCGCAGGAGCUGAAGGAGUGGCGCGCCACCCUCGCCGACAGGAAGGCGAAACUGAUUCAGAGCUUCGAGAAACAUUUGGACGAUCACGAAAAGAAAUACGGCUUUACGAUACCGGAUAAGAGCGUCUAUCUGGACGUACCGUGGCCGAAGAACGUAUUGCAACACGUCCUAACGGCGUACCACCAGCGUAACUCGUUCAUGGGAUCGCUAUCUAGAUCCAGAACCAGUCUGAACCUGGCCAUAUCGAAUGCGACCACGCCAAAUAUGGACAGGCGAAGAAGCAUCAGCCCGAGUAAUAACUUCAGAUUGACAAAAUCAGCUGCAUCUAGCGCUACCAACACGACGAAGAGGGGUAAACUGACUAAAGCCCAAAGAUACGGGUCCACGUCGAAUCUGAAGCUGGUAUCGGAGAAGAUAUCCGGUUUUUCCGUAUUCAGCGGCCCGGACAUCAAACGAGAUCCGAUUAUGGCGUACGAUGAGGUCCCGGUAGAGAGGAGGGUGCAGAAAAUAGACGAGGAACCGAAGAAAACUUUCGAAAGAUCGAAACCGGUCGAGCGUGUGCCGAUAACGGUGAGGAGUAACAAGAAAAUGAACAGGCAGAGCUUGAGCGAGAACUUGUUUAAACAAGUCAACGAUACGAGCACAAUAAAGCGAAGCAUCUCCCAGCAGAGUCUCAAACAGGACAUCGCUUUGGAAGCGGUCAUGAUAGACAUGCCGUCCAUUGAUGAUGAUAAAUACAACACGUACAAAAGUAUAACGAGUAACAGUUCGCAGAACAGCGAGGACGCCUAUUUAAGUCGGUGGGGUGCUGUCAGGGGCUCGAACAGUUACUCGAAUUCUUCCAACGUACCCGUUAGUCAGCUGUCAACGUUGAACUUGAAGGCAGUGACCACUGAGAAAACGAAAGACCCUCCGGAUUCCGUCGCGUAGUAAUAUAAUAAUGGCGAUAGGUUUCGUACUUUAAUCAUUUGAAAUAUUCGACAAAAUGUAAGAGUAUGGAAUGGUAAGUAUAAGGCACAGCAGUUCAAAAGAUUUCUCAACGAAUUCGUAGGAUUAACGGAUGUAAGGCGAGCGGACACUGUCUAGUCUAAUAAUUGGUGUAAGGUCCAAAUGGAAACUUGUAUAACAAGCUUGAAACGUAUUUUUUUUAAAGCUUUUGUAUGUUUAGGAAUUCUUGAAAGAGACGAUAGAUUUAUGAUUUUAAAUACAGUAGAAUUCGGAUAGAGCAGUCGUAAUAACUGAACGACGAAUUAAAUUGGUUUGCCUUAAUCUUCAUGUAUGUUUAAUAAUCGAAUUGUUUCAAAAAAUACAUUUCAAUUACAGAAAGCUUUAAAACAUGAAUUCAAAAUUUCUUUUGAUUUUCAAACAUAUUUUCGUUGUCUGGACCUCAUUAUUAAUUGUUUUUUGGUUUAUUUUUAGCGACAUGCUAUGGUACACAUAUUAUAGUUUUGAAAUAAACUUCUACUAAAAAAAAAUGUUACCAAGUUUUUCCGCCCUUGGCCCGGCACUACUCGACCUAUAGGGAAAUUCGCUCCUACAACCACUUCACUGACAUUCAAAAUGUCAUAUUUUCAUGGACUCAUAGUGAAUACCAUAGUCUAUUCAAGAUGACGUCAUGUCAUGCCAAUGUCGUUUAUGGCGGUUGACUUUUACAAAUGUACUGAACCGAAUUCUACUGUAUAACAAAAAUCUAUUACUCAUAAUUAUACUCAUAGAAACGGGGAGGGGGGGGGUGUCGUUAUGUAAAAUUUUAUAUUAUAAAUAUUGAAAUUGUAACUCCUCAGUACCAAUGGCUAACGUUCAUGCUUCCAUUAGUGACCAGUUUUUAUAAAUCUUUACUUUUUUUUUUCAAUUUUAACAAACGUAUCCUUGCCAUUAUUUUUAUAACUAAAAUGCCAAUGUUAUCUUCCUAUUUUUAUCAACAAUUGUUGCUUUAUUUAGCUAAGUUGUUGAAAUAGAAAAAAGUAUAUACAAAUUGACUCGAAAUUAUUUGCUCAUAAAAACAUUUCAUACAUUAAAAAAUAAUCCAUCCAAAUUACGUUUAUAUGAGUAAUAAAAAGCAUUAUUUUAAAUUAAAUUAGAUUCUAUUAAGUAAUAAAUUAUCAUACCUUAAUAUAUGUUGGACAUAUAUAAGCCUUGUUUUGAAUAAUCGCUUAUAUAUAGCAACUAUGUUAAUUGUCAUAAUGAGUCGAUUGAUCCUCAGCGUUGACAUAUAAAUGAGCUUAAAACAUUAUCAAUUAUCAUUAAAAAUAUAUAUGUCGGCUAUGAACUGAUAUUGAUAUGAUAUUUUUUUAUCAUUUCUUUGGCGAACCGUGCCUUUCCCUUCCAUCCAUUCGUCUUUUUAGCUAUAAUUGUCAAAAUAUACAUACCAUUUUUUUUUUAAAUUAAUUUUAAACUUUUUAUGGGAUGUAUUUUCUCAUCCAAUACAAAAUAUUGUUGACCAUAUAAUGUGAAACUUCCAUUAGUUCUUUUUUUAUACCUGUGUUGUAAACUCUGAAGGUUCACUACCAUCGAAGCUACUUGUCUUAUAUAUAAAACGAAACACGGUUUUUUUCUUAGGAUAUAAGUUACAUAAAUUUUUUACCGUUUUUAAUAGACUGUAUUUAGUAUCGAAAGCGAUAAAGGGUCGGAGAUAUUUCCUAGUCAUUGGCGUAGUCGGGAUCUUAUUACACACAUAUAUAUAUAGUUUAUUGUACACAACAAACGUAAAAUAUAUAAAUAUAUAUAGCAUAUGCUUAACAGACAAAAAAAAAGAAAUAAAAAUAAAUGUGUUGUACAAUGGACGGAUUUAUGACUAAUCAGGCAACCCAUAUCUUCCAGCUAAACCAAAUCUUAUUGGAUCUUGGAAUGUCUCGCUUCUUUCUCCAAUCCGCAAUCAGUUGGCUUGAAAGUUCACUAUAAAAAUUAUUUGAUGUCAUUUACACGAUGUAUUAUAUAGCUUUUUUUUCUGGGUCUUUAAUAAUGGCGUCGGAUUUCUUAAAAAGAAUCCAUGCCCAUUCCUGGCUACGCCCAGUGCUAGGUUUUUUUUUUCUUUUAAAUCUUAGAUUUAGAAUUCGAUGUGCCUAAAACGUGUUAACUAUAUAUGUUAGCAUAGAAAUUGUUUCUGUUGAAUUUAAUUGUUGAGAAUAUUUUGAAAGUUUAUAUAUGUAUAAUAAAGAAGUGUUAGAAUAAUUAAUU